Molecule: messenger RNA, 333 nt
Organism: Phytomonas sp. Hart1
Lineage: Eukaryota; Euglenozoa; Kinetoplastea; Trypanosomatida; Trypanosomatidae
Source: the annotation of a GenBank genome assembly
AUGCCGAAGCUUAGCAAUGACGAGGGUACUCGAGACGAUUCUGAGCUUGACAGUCUUGCUUACAGAGAGCGAAGAGGAUUUUCGCCUUUGAUUUCUGAAAGUUUUUUCUUUCCGAUCCCAAUCCCCAUUCUUUUCAUGUAUGGGGAUAACAAGUAUGCCAUGCAGCACUCACCUCAAUGGUGUGAAUACAUAACAUCCGUGAAACGAGUAGAGGAUGGUAUUUCAAAUGUUAUCAAGAUCGAAGGGGGCGGUCACUGGUUCUUUGCAGAGCCUAACUGCUCCAGAGAAGUCUCCAAACAUGUGGUUGAUUUUAUUAAAGCACCAACGAAGUGA